This is a messenger RNA of Glycine soja, 439 nucleotides long. Its product is annotated as ethylene-responsive transcription factor ERF098-like. The record is from RefSeq and is a predicted model, not a curated record. The transcript has a single exon. Lineage: Eukaryota; Viridiplantae; Streptophyta; Magnoliopsida; Fabales; Fabaceae. Gene Ontology annotation, biological process: regulation of DNA-templated transcription; ethylene-activated signaling pathway. Gene Ontology annotation, molecular function: DNA-binding transcription factor activity; DNA binding. The coding region runs from base 1 to 399 and encodes 132 amino acids.
AUGGAGGAGGCACAUAAGGGGGAGCAAGACAAAGAGAAAGGAGGGGAAGAAGUGAAGUACCGUGGCGUGAGAAGGAGGCCAUGGGGUAAGUUCGGAGCAGAGAUCAGAGACCCAACAAAAUCUACAGGAAGACAAUGGUUAGGGACAUUUGACACGGCGGAAGAAGCAGCUAGAGCUUAUGAUCGUGCAGCCAUUGAAUUGAGGGGUGCUCUUGCAAUCCUUAAUUUUCCUGAUGAGUACUAUGCUCAUCUCCCUUUUGUAUCAUCAAACCCUUCUAUUUCAAGUAAUGGAAGUUCCUAUGCUGCACAACAGAAGGAGGUUAUUGAGUUUGAGUGUUUGGAUAACAAGGUGUUGGAAGACCUUCUUGAGUCCGAAGUGAAAAGAAGGAACGAGGACUAAGAGCUCAUUUUUUUCUCCCUUUGUAUUAAAAUCUUAAUUU